Messenger RNA from Fonsecaea erecta, 1449 nucleotides. RefSeq lists its product as hypothetical. The record is from RefSeq and is a predicted model, not a curated record. Gene Ontology annotation, molecular function: N-acetyltransferase activity. Bases 1 to 1449 code for a protein of 482 amino acids. Lineage: Eukaryota; Fungi; Ascomycota; Eurotiomycetes; Chaetothyriales; Herpotrichiellaceae. The transcript has 2 exons.
AUGGAGAGCUUUGAGAAGUUGCGCCCCAUCGACAGACUGGAGCGUUACUCAACCGCCCGCCACGACUUGAAGUUCUAUUUUGGUCCAGCAGUCACGGCCUCGUACAGGCUCCCGAGAAGCCAUGCUCCGCGGCUGAAGGAAUGCAUCUACCAGGCUUUGGGAGAUGUUGUCACUCGGCAUCCGAUCCUCUCGGCUAUCGUCGUGGACGAGAGUACCCAGAAGCCGUACUUUGUCCGUCUCCCAGAGAUUCACCUGGACAGAUGUGUGCAUUUCCAGGCACGACAUCGAGACUACGACCCGGCCGUGGAGGAGCAGCGAGACGUUGAACUAGACGAGUUCUUCAGCACUUGGCAUGGCGGCCCUUACGAACCGCCAGACCCUUUCUGGAGAUUGUAUAUCCUGACUAGCCCUGCUCACCCCUCCAACUUCACCGCGUCUUUCUUCUACCACCAUGCCCUGGGCGACGGCGCUUCAGGAAUGGCGUUCCACAGAGCCUUCCAUAGCGCCCUAUCCGAAGCCAUCUCAACUCCUCCGACUAAGCUGCUAGCUCCAGCGCCAGUCAUCUCCUCGUCCUCGACACCGUUGCUGCCGAGUCUCGAAUCGCUCCACCCAUUGCCUGUCUCGCCGUGGCAUCUCCUCACCGUCCUCUUCAAACACAAGAUCUGGUCCAGUCGCGAUCCCGGCCUAUGGACAGGAUCAAAGUGUACCACACCUUUGGGACUGCCCGGCGCUCGACAUCUCGCUUUCUCGGCCUUGAACACGACGGCAUUCAAGGAUGUCUGCCGGGAGCACGGCACGACUAUCACCGCGGCGCUUCAGACACUGAUCGCCGGUGCGCUCUUCUCUCAUCUGUCCGAGAAGUUCACCAAGCUCGCAUGUAGCGGUGCCCUCUCCGCCCGGCGAUUUCUGCCCACGGACGCCGGGAUCACAGAUGAUAGCAUGGGAGUCUGGGUCCUGGGCAUGUCCGACACGUACACGCGAGACAACUUCCGCCAACGCGGCAGCGGCUCAGGACAGGGUGAAUACGAUCUGUUGCCGUGGACCGAGGCCCAGCGCUCCCGCCGGAACAUUGAGCACGUCUUGAGCUUGGAGGGCAGGAACACGGAAGUCGGACUGCUCGGGUACGUGAACGAUUACCAGCAGGAGCUGUUCCUGUCCAAGGUCGGUAAGGACCGGGACGCGAGCUUUGACGUGUCCAACCUGGGAGUAUUCAAGCCGGCGACGGCGACCGUGUCAGAGGGUAGUCAAGAGGUGGAGAUAGGUCGGAUGCUGUUCACCCAGAGCCCUGGCGUGACGGCGGGUGUAUUUCAAGUGUCUGUCGUCACCGGGCCAGACGGGUGUUUGGUGCUAGGAGUAACGUGGCAGAAUGGCGUCGUGGACGACGAACUCGUCGAGAAAGUCAUGGAGAGCGUGAAGGAGGAGGUAGAGCGCCUCACAGGCGGUAAUUGA